This is a messenger RNA of Zalophus californianus (California sea lion), 1817 nucleotides long. RefSeq names its product parathymosin (gene PTMS). Lineage: Eukaryota; Metazoa; Chordata; Mammalia; Carnivora; Otariidae. The coding region runs from base 1 to 1308 and encodes 435 amino acids. Gene Ontology annotation, cellular component: nucleus. Gene Ontology annotation, molecular function: histone binding. The record is from RefSeq and is a predicted model, not a curated record. The transcript is spliced from 6 exons. Gene Ontology annotation, biological process: positive regulation of transcription by RNA polymerase II; negative regulation of apoptotic process.
AUGCGAAUCCCGAGGGCUGGCCCUCGCUCCAGCAAUGACCCCAGCCACCUCGCCCCCUUCUUACCCCCCAGCCGCCUGCCUGGCCUUCCCCCGGGCGGGCCUCACUAUCCCCACCGCCCCUGCCCGCCGCUCCCCCGGCCCCCGCCUCCCCGCCGGGAGAGCAGGAGCGGCGGGCCCGGCCCUCUCCCCUCCCCGCAUCCCAGGCUCCCAGACCCGGCAGCCCCGCGGGCCCGCUCCCGCCCCGGCCCCGGCCGCCCGUUCUGCUCGAGCCUCACCGGUCCCCGAUUCGGGCUCAGCGGCCCAUCCGGCCGGUCUCGCCUCUCGGUGCGCUGCAGGAUCGGGGGUUGCGGCCCAGGACGCGGGAUUGGUCCGUGCUGGCUCUCCUCGGCCUCCCGCGCCGCCUCCUCCCACGGCUGCCACCUCCGUACCCACCCCCCCGUCGGCCCACGGAGCCCGAACCACGGCCAGGCCCGGACGGAAGUGACGUCACGAUGGGACAGCCCGCCCCGGGGCCGGGCCCGCGGAGCUCCGCCCACUGGCUGGCGAGACGAGAGGGCUGGGGCCCGCUCCCGGGGCAGCGGAGCCCCCACCCCUGGGAAGCCCCUCCCGUCGGGCAGCGCCGCCUUUAUAAGCGGGUUCCCUGGCCGGGGGCGGCAGCGGCUGGUCGGCGGCAGCUCUGCUGGUGCGGGGGCGGCGAGCCGAGGACCGAGCGACCGCGGCCGGAGCGCGCCGGCCACCGCCCGCACCGCCCUUCCGCCCGCCCUCCGGACGGCCGCAGCCCUGCGGGUCUCCGCUCCAGACCCACCCCCGCCCCACCCCGCGCGCCUCUGCCGCCUCUUCCAGAGACCCAGCUUGCUGAGCGGCCGCCGCUGCCGCUGUCGCCGCCGCCGCCGCCACCGCGCCAGGUUCCGGCCGCGGCCACCCUCCGCCGUCCAGGGCUCCUCCGUCCCGGCCCCGGGACCCCGGCUCCCCGCCAGCCCCGGCCCCGGCCCCGGCACCAUGUCGGAGAAGAGCGUGGAGGCAGCGGCCGAGUUGAGCGCCAAGGACCUGAAGGAGAAGAAAGAGAAGGUGGAGGAGAAGGCCAGCCGAAAAGAGCGAAAGAAAGAAGUGGUGGAGGAGGAGGAGAACGGAGCUGAGGAGGAAGAAGAAGAAACUGCCGAGGACGGAGAGGAGGAGGAUGAAGGGGAAGAAGAAGAUGAGGAAGAAGAAGAAGAUGAGGACGAAGGGCCCGCGCUGAAGAGAGCUGCUGAAGAGGAGGAUGAAGCGGAUCCCAAGCGGCAGAAAACAGAAAAUGGGGCAUCGGCCUGAGCCCCCUGCCAAUGGGCUGGGGGUGGGAGGCCCCUCCGGGCCUGGAGGUGGGGGUGAGAACAGACGAGUUGCAGCCACUCUUCACCUGGCUCCUGGCUCUGGACCCUGCACCAGAGCUGCCACCCUCUUUGUCCCCAGCCUUUCUCAUGUCCCCUCUCCAGACACCGCCCCUUGUAUCCUCACUCUGCCAUUGUUCCACCUCUUGACCUGCUCCAUCUGAGCUCCCCAGCUGGUCCCCAGUCGCUCCUCUCCCUGUCCUUGCUCUCUCUCUCCCUCCCCCCCCCCCCACGACCCCGGUAGCCUCUCCUUCCUCACCACUGCAUCCCAGCCUCAUGUCCGGUCCAUCCCUACCCUGCCUGAUCCCUGGGUCUCCCUCAGAUCCCCUUCUCUCAGACAGCGCCAGGCCGGGGUGGGGCCAGGGUUGGGGCCGAGCCCCACAGCUGCCCCCUUCCCCUCUCCUCCCCUUUUUGUAUAAUUUAAUAAAGAAACGGUCGCGCUUCUGUUUUUAA